Xiphophorus hellerii (green swordtail) is the source of this 2774-nucleotide messenger RNA. RefSeq names its product melanocortin receptor 4-like. Gene Ontology annotation, cellular component: membrane. The transcript has 2 exons. The coding region runs from base 989 to 1978 and encodes 329 amino acids. Gene Ontology annotation, biological process: G protein-coupled receptor signaling pathway. The record is from RefSeq and is a predicted model, not a curated record. NCBI's taxonomy places the organism in Eukaryota, Metazoa, Chordata, Actinopteri, Cyprinodontiformes, Poeciliidae. Gene Ontology annotation, molecular function: melanocortin receptor activity.
AGUUAGUAUUGUCGUAUUUCAAGAGUGCUAAGUAAUUUGCAUUGGCCAUACAGUAAUGCAUGUUAGUGUCUAUUUUUUGCUAAGAUUAAAUUAAUAAUUCAGAUGUAUUCAGAGAACAUAACCCAAGUUUAUUCCUCCUGUUAGAACCGAUUUUAUAAUAAGUAUAAUAAGUGAUAUAGUAAUUAAAAGCAGUGUUGGUUUCUGCACAUCACUAAUUGAAAAUAAGAACAAGCUUCUUCUAUAAUAAUCAUCCAGCAGCUGAAUGAUUAUUAUUUAUUCAUUCAUAAACCAAAUAAAAUAAAAUAAUAGUUUUACUCUCUUCAGUCCGGAAAAGUUUCAAACAUUGCAACAAAUUUGUUUCAAUGACAAAACCUUGAGUAAUGCGUCAGCCUAAACUUUGCUCCUCCUACACCUCCCACUUUAUCUAUGAGGGUGGGAUGGGCUGAGGGUGUGUGUGUGUGUGUGUGUGUGCGUGCGUGUGUGUGUGGUACAUAAGCAGAGGGAGAGAAAGUGAGACCAGGAUAAGACCACAGUGGCUGAGAAGUGAUGAUCGGUCACACAGCAAGCCGCUGCGCUCUGCUGCUCUGGAUCCGGCUGAUUAUUUUCCACCCUUUCACCGUUUCUCCUCCACUUUUCUUCCUCACAUCAUUUCACUGAAACCAGAGCAACAGGAUUGUUUUUGGUGCUUGAGGAGAAGCUGAAAGAUGAAAAUGGGAAAAAGAAACAGCUGAGAUAAUCCUGGACCGCUCCAAACAUUCCCAAACUGAAUCGUUUCCUGCUGCUUUUCAUCGACUUCGUCAGUUUCCUCCUCAGCUUCUUCAUGGACAGAGUUUUUAUGCGCAUGAAGCUGCCAGGAUACAUCAUGGACUAAGAACAUGGACAACAGAAAUUUACCAAACAGAAUCAUAGAAUCAGUUAUAAAUAAAGGUGACACUUAUCCAAAUCUUAACCCAUUCAGGACUUGCUGUAACAAAGAGAAGAAGUAAAGAUGAAUUCCAUGGCUCAGCAAGGCUUGAUCCCAUGCUACCUGAACCGGACCCUGUGCCUGGGAACUCUGCCAGAGAAAGACGUUUCCGGAGAGGAGAAGGAUUCCUCUGCUGGCUGCUACGAGCAGCUGCUGAUUUCCACCGAGGUCUUUCUCACUUUGGGCAUCAUCAGCCUGCUGGAGAACAUCCUGGUGGUCGCCGCCAUCAUCAAGAACAAGAACCUCCAUUCCCCGAUGUACUUCUUCAUCUGUAGCCUGGCGGUCGCCGACAUGCUGGUCAGCGUCUCCAACGCCUCGGAGACAAUCGUCAUAGCGCUGAUCAACGGCGGCAGCCUCACCAUCCCCGUCACGUUCAUCAAAAGCAUGGACAACGUGUUCGACUCCAUGAUCUGCAGCUCUCUGCUCUCCUCCAUCUGCAGCUUGCUCGCCAUCGCCAUCGACCGCUACAUCACCAUCUUCUACGCCCUGCGGUACCACAACAUCGUCACCAUCCGGCGGGCGUUGCUGGUCAUCGCCGGCAUCUGGACGUGUUGCACCGUCUCUGGCAUCCUGUUCAUCAUCUACUCGGAGAGCACCAUGGUGCUCAUCUGCCUCAUCACCAUGUUCUUCACCAUGCUGGUCCUCAUGGCUUCGCUCUACGUUCACAUGUUCCUGCUGGCGCGCCUGCACAUGAAGCGCAUCGCCGCCCUGCCGGGCAACGCGACCAUCCAGCAGUGCGCCAACAUGAAGGGCGCCAUCACCCUCACCAUCCUGCUGGGGGUGUUUGUGGUGUGCUGGGCGCCCUUCUUUCUGCACCUCAUCCUGAUGAUCACCUGCCCCAGGAACCCCUACUGCACCUGCUUCAUGUCGCACUUCAACAUGUACCUCAUCCUCAUCAUGUGCAACUCCGUCAUCGAUCCCAUCAUCUACGCUUUCCGCAGCCAGGAGAUGAGGAAGACCUUUAAGGAGAUCUUCUGCUGCUCACAGGCUCUCUGGUGUAUUAGCUUUCUGUGAGACGCUCCAGGUAGUUCAUCUGUAAUCAGUGUGCAGUGCAAAGCUGCAGGUCUGCAGGAUAAGAGGUGUUGAUUAGACGGUUGGCUAACACAGAGGAUUUGUCUGCAGUCCACAAUCUGCUUUUAAUUGUAUUAAAACUUGACUAAAUACUGAAAGUGUUUUCAAAUGAAGAGUAACAAAUAUCCUGUUUUUAUUUUCAGUCAAACUCUAAAUAAUGAGCAAACUGGUUGCUUGUCAUGCUAGUUUAUUGUUGAGUAGGUUAAAAAAAGCUGCAUUUUUGGUGCUUUUAGCUUUAAAGAUGAUACUUUUUUACCCAUGUGACAAAAUGUUUGGAUCUUGUUCAUCGAUAUGGUGUCAGAAUUUUACAAUUAGCUAAAAAUGACACUUUUGUUGACAUCAAUCAAUUUCUUUGAGGAACUGAUCUUCUAUUCUGAGCAUAAAACAUCCCAGUUUAUCUACCUAGUUUUGCACUUUUGUUCUAGAAACAAUAAAAUAAAACAGAAUAUUCUUAGAUGAAUCAGUUAAAUAUAGUAAAAAAUAUAUAUGAGUCUAUAAAUUAUGUUUUCUAUGUAUGAUAGUGUCAAAAUACUCCUGCAUUUUGAUACAAAGGUAUAUUAAAGAAUAGUAAUAAAGAGUUGAAAUUAAAAAAGUAACCUUCUCACUUCUUUUUGGACAGGUACAGUAGCUAAAAUGACUGAUUCUUAUGUGUAAAGCUUUGCUUUUUUAUGUGUUUUUACUGAUUUGUUAAAAACAAUAAUAAAGAAAUAAAAAAAUAACUGUUAUGAGAAACGCUCUA